AUGAAAGUCUUGAAGAAUAACUCAUUGAUUAAUCUCCAACAAGCCAUAGAGUUGGUCGUGCAAACCUUACUAAGAAGUUAUUUCGGAAAACCUGUGCGGUACUCCGUUAACGUCAAUUUCGUGUUUUCACUUGGACGAACAAACAGGGCAGCUGCAAUGUGGAUUCAGGUGCGCACAAUGGAUGGGAGGGAAACCCACCAGGUGGAUUCCCUGUCGAAACUUACCAAGGUGGAUGACCUGCGUCUCAAAAUCACAGAGCUCUUCAAGGUGGAGCCAGAAAGGCAGAGACUGUUCUACCGUGGCAAGCAGAUGGAGGACGGCCAUACCAUAUUCGACUACAAUGUUGGUCUAAAUGACAUAGUGCAGCUGCUUGUUAGGCAGAAAAUGCCUGCUGUGGAUGUCAUCAAAAGCAAAGACAAGGAAGCCGAGCUUUCUGACUCUGAUUCUGGUUGUGGCUCAACCCAGAGUGAGUCCGACAAGGGCUCAACUCACGGGGAGGUAGAAGUUCAGACCGCCGCCAGCACCUCUGCCCCGACAAACACCUCAGAGCUCGUCGAUGCGGGGUUCGGAUUUUACAAGAUCAAUGAGCUGGUGGAUGCAAGGGACUUAAACAUGGGGGCUUGGUUUGAGGCCCAGGUCGUGAAUGUUACCAAGACAACAAAGACUCCUAAAGUGGAGGCCGCUGAGGCGCAGUCAGCAGAGGAGGAGAUCCUGUACCAUGUUAAAUAUGAAGACUACCCAGAGAACGGAGUCAUUCAGUUGCUCUCUAAGGAUGUUCGCCCGCGGGCCCGUACGGUGUACCAGUGGCACCAGCUGGAGCCCGGAAUGAUCAUUAUGGUCAACUACAACCCAGACGACCCCAAGGAGCGGGGUUACUGGUAUGACGCUGAGAUCCAGAGGAAGAGGGAGACGCGCACCAUGCGAGAGAUCUACGCCAAGAUUAUCCUUGGUGACGCUGGUGAUUCUCUUAAUGAUUGCCGUAUCAUGUUCCUGACUGAAAUCUAUAAAAUUGAGGAGCCUGGUUCUUUGGGUGACACCCCAGCUGGAUCUGAGAGUCCGUUAAAAAGAUCAAAUGGACCGGAGUGCAAGCACUGCAAGGAUGAUCUCAAGAAAAACUGUCAGUGGUGUAACUGCCAUAUCUGCGGCAUCAAGCAGGAUCCUGACAAACAGUUGCUGUGUGAUGAAUGUGACAUGGCCUUUCACACUUACUGCCUGAACCCUCCGCUCACCACCAUCCCUGAAGACGAGGACUGGUAUUGCCCAGGUUGCCGUAAUGAUGCCAGUGAGGUUGUGUUGGCUGGAGAGAAGCUGAAGGAAAGCAAGAAGAAAUCUAAGAUGGCUUCUGCCAGCUCCUCGAGCCAGAGGGACUGGGGCAAGGGAAUGGCCUGUGUUGGUCGAACCAAACAGUGCACAAUCGUCCCGUCCAACCAUUAUGGACCAAUCCCCGGUGUCCCCGUCGGCUCCUUGUGGAAAUUCAGAGUGCAGGUCAGUGAAUCUGGCGUCCACAGGCCUCAUGUAGCUGGGAUUCACGGCAGGAGCAACGAUGGUGCCUACUCUCUGGUGCUGGCAGGAGGAUAUGAGGAUGACGUGGAUGAUGGUAAUGAAUUCACUUACACUGGCUCUGGGGGACGAGAUCUUUCUGGAAACAAGAGGACUGCUGAGCAAUCGUGUGAUCAGACACUUACCCACAUGAACCGGGCGGUGGCUCUCAACUGUAACGUCCCUGUCAACGACAAAAAUGGAGCGGAGUCCAAGAGCUGGAAGCAAGGAAAACCAGUGAGAGUUGUGCGCAGCUGCAAGGGCCGCAAGCACAGUAAAUACUCCCCUGAGGAAGGAAACAGAUAUGAUGGGAUAUAUAAGGUGGCAAAGUACUGGCCAGCCAAGGGCAAGUCUGGCUUCUUGGUCUGGCGGUAUCUGCUGAGGCGUGAUGAUGAAGAACCGGCUCCAUGGACCAGAGAUGGCAAGGAGCGCAUCAAGAAACUCGGUCUCACCAUGCAGUAUCCUGCUGGUUAUCAGAAGGAGAAGGAAAAUAAAAAUGAAGUGGAGGAAGAGGCGGCGACACCCAGCAAGACAAAGAGGAAGAGGAAAUCUCAGAGCAGUGAUACCUCAAAAACCCCACCAGGCAAGACUCCUAAGAAAAGUAAGGUGGAAGUGUACAAACUUACCCAGGAGCAGAAAUCCCUCAUCAAGAAUGACAAGCCAAACAAGAAGGUGUGGGAUGAAGCCAUGGAGUCACUGUCUCUUGGACCGAAAUUCUUGAACAAAGUUGAAGAAAUUUUCCUCUGCAUUUGCUGCCAAGAAGUGGUCUAUCAGCCUGUUACCACAGAGUGCCAACACAAUGUUUGCAGGGAAUGCCUGCAGCGGUCCUUCAGAGCAGAUGUGUCCACCUGCCCGGCCUGCAGGCACGACCUGGGAAAGAACUACCCCAUGACGGUCAACAAAUCCCUGCAAGAUAUUCUACAUCAGUUUUUCCCAGGGUACAGCAGUGGGCGAUGAUCAUUGGUUCUGCACACUCAGUCCUUGAGGAAUCGUGACGUAAACUGUAAGGGGAAUUUUUCAGUAGAGGCAAUAAAUAAUCAGUUUCUCUUAAUAUAUUUUUAUGACUAUAAAACUACAAUUUUUGUGGACUUCAAUUCUACCGUUUUCACCUUGGAUCUGCCAUGUUGUGUAGUUAGAGUAAUUGAAAAUUCCUUUGUAACUACCAUUUUUCCGUUAAUACCUUACACCGAGACCCAGCAUUUUAUUUUGUUCCAUUAACUAAUGCUAAUGUUAUCCAUAUUGUAAAAUGUUUUAAUCAAAUCCCUCCAUGUUGAGCACUCAAGAGAAUGUUGAGUCUAAAGUGGUUCAGCUGUUUGCUCAACUUGUUUGGAUAUUCUUUUUACUGCUUUUUAUUAGAAUCUGGAUCCCAUCGGUUUGGUUGUGGUUGGUUGCCAUUUUGGUGCAUUUCCCAAAAAUAAUUUAAUUGUGUAGUCGGGGGGGGGGGGGGGGGUUAAUUGGCUGACAUUGAGAUCUUACCUGGAAGCCUCUACUAUGGGUCUUUUGCACAGAAUGCAGCUACUGUGCUCGGAAACCCAUUAUUUCCAAUAGUUUGCACAGCGCCGCGACAGGUUUUUGUGAAAUGUGCGCUAAACUCCAGUGAGGGUAGUGCACACCGCGUCCUGUGUGAAAGGGUUAGUCUCCUGGAGAUAUGUACUCUUCUCUACUGGACUUUUAUAAUCUCUUAUGGUUCCAUAGACAAACUAGACACAAAUGGACAAACUAUCGACAUAAUAUAAUCUUGGCAGACUUCCAGACCAAAUGUGACAUUUUCUAUUUGUCGUGACAUGAUCAGAUAAUAGAAAUUGCACCAAUGUGGUGAGUGAACAAAGCUGCUCUGUACAGUUCAGAUGUCUGACAUGAAAGCACGAGCUGAACAUGUUAGUUUUUAGUUUUUCUGCUCUUGAGCAGUCCGAGAGGAAGUGUCUUGUUGGGGAACGGUGUCCUCUAAUGUGGUUGGAUUUUCUAACUAGUGUAUUGGUUGCUUGAAUAUUUUCAUACAGUAACUUUAUACCUGUACAUUAAGUUAGGGAGGUUUUGUUUUGAAAGUAACUAUGAAUUUGAUGCAACCUGGAAAGCUAAACAUUACACUGUGGUGAAGAUUGACAUUUUCCCUGUUUUGAAAAGUUACCUUUGUUAAAGUCCAAAGAAACAAAAGUGCUUAAACCAGAGUGUAAUGUAGGAAUCCAUCUAUUUAGAUCCUUAGACAUAGUCUGACAACCAAAUCUAACAGAGUCUAGAACUACUUUUGUACUUUUUUUUUUUUCUUUUUCUUUUUUUUGUCUAAAAAUAAAAUUGUACUUCAUCUUUUAUAAUCCAUUACUGCCAUCUUUGCGGGGGGGGGGGGGGGCUGUUCAGUCAAAUUGUUGUCUCUUGUGUUCACAAACUUAUUUAAAAACAGGAAAUGCUUGCAUUGAGAUGACACGUUAAGGAAAUUCCACACACUGCUCCUGAAACAUAAUAUUGAAUCAACUAAAUUAUUAGAAUUUGUUAUUGACUACUUUUGCCGUUGCCUUUUUUCAUUUGAGUUUUUGGUGUUGACUUUCAACAGCAGUGUGUGACGCUGUCUUUCUACAUGCCAGCUGUUUGAGUUUUGAUGGAGAGACAAAUAUUUUGAUACUGGGAAAUGUAUAUUUUCUAAGAUUGUAUAAUUAGUAGUCCAUUAUUUUAGUUGAUAUGUAGUUUUAAAAUUGCUUGCACACUUUUGGUGCAAAAAAAUGUCAAUACAUUUUCAGUGUUAUUCAAUAAAAAAAGUUUAAAUAUCUUAAA
This is a messenger RNA of Cyclopterus lumpus (lumpfish), 4305 nucleotides long. RefSeq names its product ubiquitin-like with PHD and ring finger domains 1 (gene uhrf1). Gene Ontology annotation, biological process: negative regulation of gene expression via chromosomal CpG island methylation. The record is from RefSeq and is a predicted model, not a curated record. NCBI's taxonomy places the organism in Eukaryota, Metazoa, Chordata, Actinopteri, Perciformes, Cyclopteridae. Gene Ontology annotation, molecular function: protein binding; ubiquitin protein ligase activity; metal ion binding.